UAUAAAGAAGGGCGGGAGUCGCGAUCGCGCAUUCAGCGAGGAGCGGGGUCGCGGACGGUACUGAGAUCUGCUUCCAGCCAAAUCCUUGCCGCCGACCCACAGGCAGUCUGAAACCUGAAAGGACCCGUUUAUAAAACAAAAAGACCCAACGAGAGCCCAGAGCACAGAGAGAGAAAAGAAAUACCGACGCACGUCUUGCAAACAAUGGAAAGUGCUGCCAUGGUGGGCCGCCCGAGAUCGACGCGGAAGCUGAAACAAUGGAUGAUGGAGCAGGUGGACAACGGGCUGUGCCCUGGCCUGGUCUGGGAGGACCGCAAGCUCGGAAUGUUCCGCAUCCCCUGGAAGCACGCGGGCAAACAGGACUACAGGCACGACGAGGAUGCUGCCAUCUUCAAGGCAUGGGCCAAAUUCAAGGGCAAAUACAAGGAGGGUGAUAAGGUGGACCCUGCCACUUGGAAGACGCGGAUGAGAUGCGCGCUGAACAAGAGCAGCGAGUUCGAGGAGGUCCCAGAGAAGUCCCAGCUCGACAUCUCCGAACCUUACAAAGUGUACCGCAUCAUUGAGGAGGGGGCACAGAAGAGGAAGGCUGCCCCACUGCUGAGCCUGGACUCGGUGAAGAUGAAAAGGGAGGAGGGCUCAGUGCCCAGCUGCCCCAUCCUGCCCGAGACCAAGUGCAAGCUGGAGGAGACAGACAGCGGCUGUGAUCCCAGCUCCGGGUCAGAGAUGUCCGCACAGGAGGAUGGCUGCAGGGACAGUAGUUCACUGGGCUGGAACCUGAACCCCACCCCAGAAGCAGACUCGACUAACUACCUGAUCUGCGACUACGCCCCUCUGUCACCCAACAUCCUGGAGACAGACCCCCGGUGCACAGAGCCCAACGCCAUGUUCGUCUCCUUCCGGUACGGCAGCGUAGAGGUGAGCAGCGCGGUGACGCGGCACGGCUGCAAGAUCUCGUCCUCGGCGCUGCCACCGCUGCCCGCCGGCGAAGCCUCCUUCGGGUCCCGGGCCCUGGAGAAGUUGCGCUUCCCGCCCGCCUCCUGCAUCGGGGACCCGGUGAAACGGAUGGCCACCGCGGAGCUGCUCACCUUCCUGGAGCGGGGCGUGAUGUUGGACAGCAACGCCCACGGCAUCUUCGCCCAGCGCCUCUGCCAAGGCCGCGUCUUCUGGACCGGCCCCGGGGUGUCACGGACCGACCGGCCCAGAAAGCUGGAGCGGUCGAAGGUGGAGAGGCUGUUUGACCGCAGAGCCUUCGAGGAUGAGUUGGAGCAGUAUCAGCAAGGGAAAGGGGUGCUCCCUCAGUACCAGGUGACCCUCUGCUUUGGGGAGGAGUUCAGCGAAAAAGAGUCCAUUGACAACAAACUCAUCACUGUGCAGGUUCACCAGAUUGCUGCCAAGCAGCUGCUGGAUCAGGAGCUGGAGAUCCAGAACACCUCCUUCCUGCUCCUUGAGCCUCUGACUGAAGCCAGCUUUGGCCAGGCCCUUCAGCAGGAUCUGACAGUCUCUUUGACAUAGGUGCCCGCCAGGCCACUGCACACUCUGGAUUUGCUCCCUGUCAUCUCAGGCCUGAGCCCGAACUACCAACCGGAGCCUGAGCUUCAUAGCACUUAACCGGGGCACUGUAACCCCUGACCCCAGGUCUGGCUUUCAUGAUCUCUGACCCCAGAGCUUGCUCCUUCCCCUGCCCCCCACCCCCCCAGCCUCCUUGCUGAGGCCUCAAAGGAUGACCAUGGGGCAUGGGGUGGGGGGCAAAUCUGGAACCAAGCGAGUGUCUCCUCCUCGAGAAAAAAAACACCUCAGGCACUGUGGCGGGCAGUCCCGUUGCCGUGACGACAGGCCCCAGCCUGUGCUGCUGGAUGGCACGUGGAGGGAGAAGGGAGGCUGGGAUUGGGGGAGACGAUUAAUGCCCACCUCUACCCCAGACGCCGAGCCUGAGCAUGGCCUUUCACACCCCCUCCCCAUCUCUCGCACAUGACCUCCGGCCCGGAACCUCUCGCAGGCCUGGGAGUUGCAGCCAUUGGAUCCUGUCCCUGCUGAUGGAUUUGCAUCAUUCCCUCCCACGGCUGCAAACUCUCAGAAUUUCACUUUUGUUAUAAUUUAUUUCCGAAAGUCUGGCCCUUCCCAGCAUCCCAUGGGUCAGACAUCAGAAAUUCUUCUGCCCCCUUCCAUCUCUCCUUUUUACCUCCCCAUCUCUCCCCUAACUCCUCUAAUGCUCACCUCUCUCCUUCCCCUUCCCCCUACACCUACCCCUCUCCCUGCCAUCUUCCCGUCUCCUUUGAAAGCUCUCCCUCCCCAGCCAUCUCCCUUUUUGCCUCCCUGUCACCUUCACCUUCCGCAAUUCCCCAACACCUUCAUCUUCCCCCAGCCCCGCAUCUCUCCUUUCCUGUCUCUCUCCCAUUCCCCUUUGCCCUCCUUAUCCCUCCCCCCCCCCAAACUCUCUGGUGCAUUUCUCCCUCUCCUAUCUCUGCUCCUCCCCUUCCCCCUCUCCUAUCACCACUCCCCGUGCUCCCAAGGAUGACUCCUGACCCUUCGGCCCCCCCCACCCCACUAGCCUCGUGAGGUGGGUUUCAGUGAGUGAAGGGGGUGAGGGGGUGACAGCUGUGUAUACUGUGAAGCUCACUGUCUCUUUGUAAUCCUGUCUAUUUUAUAAUAAACUACAGAAUA
Molecule: messenger RNA, 2661 nt
Organism: Mobula hypostoma (lesser devil ray)
Lineage: Eukaryota; Metazoa; Chordata; Chondrichthyes; Myliobatiformes; Myliobatidae
Product: interferon regulatory factor 8-like
Exons: 10
Coding region: 205-1512 (435 amino acids)
Biological process (GO): immune system process; regulation of transcription by RNA polymerase II
Cellular component (GO): nucleus
Molecular function (GO): RNA polymerase II cis-regulatory region sequence-specific DNA binding; DNA-binding transcription factor activity, RNA polymerase II-specific; protein binding
Source: RefSeq, a predicted model, not a curated record